AUGGGAAGUGUUAUGUAUUCCACCGAUGCCAAGAAUAAGCUCGAAGACCUAUCUGGGAUUGUCUUGAAACCAGGCGAGAACCCAUACGAGGCAUUCAUCCGAGCUUGCAACAAUAAGCCUCAAGAAAUCCAGGCGUUAUAUCAUGCCCACCGCACCAAACGCAACGCUCUUCAGAAGGAAAAGUUCCUAUCUCCGGACUACAAAGAGCUCGUAAUUGAUCAAUGCCUCCUUCGCCUUGAAAAUCCAGGAAUGGAGCCGGGCUUCGUCGAUGAGCGCAACUGCUUGACAGUUUGGGCUCGUCCUCCAAUCCACGUUAUCGAGCUGGCUGCGCAGAUUCAAGCACGUCUCCAGCAGGCUUCGCCAAAAAUCUGGCUCAUGCCCACUCACAGGAUGCACUUGACGACCCUUGAAGUCGCCUUCUCAAAGACUCCUCCUGAGAUCGGGUCACUCGUCUCUACUUUACGCCCUGCCAUUCCCUCUAUUGCUUCAUAUACCCACGCCCAUCGAUCUCGUCUUGUCAAACCAAUGGUAUCAUAUGACCUCUCUGCUUUUGCUCUUUCGUUUCUCCCAGCUUCUGGAGAAAAUAUUCUUUCACCGGCUCCAGUCACACCCGAUGUGUCUUCCGGCGCUGUUAUCCAGGGAGACGACUACACCUAUCACCAUCUCCGACAAGACAUAUUUGACAAGGUCAAGGAUGCAGGCGUCGAGGUCGGAUCUCGAUACCAGGUUCCCAGUGCUCAUAUCACACUGGGCAGAUACCUGACAGACGAAGAGCAUGAUACUCCUGGAAAGAGAGAGAAGUGGGUCAAAGCCAUCGAUGACAUCAAUAGUUGGCUGGAGAAUGAGGUGUGGGAUCAAAAGGAUGCUCAGUUUAUUGGCGAGUGGAUUGUUGGACAAGAGAAAGGACUUGAUAUCCGUAAUGGCACUUUGUGGUAUGGGCAUGGCCGCACUGUUUUGCUUGGCGAGGGCUUUUAG
This is a messenger RNA of Trichoderma gamsii, 975 nucleotides long. RefSeq lists its product as hypothetical. The record is from RefSeq and is a predicted model, not a curated record. The transcript has 3 exons. The coding region runs from base 1 to 975 and encodes 324 amino acids. Lineage: Eukaryota; Fungi; Ascomycota; Sordariomycetes; Hypocreales; Hypocreaceae.